CCCUCCCGCUGCGCGUGCGCGCGCCCAGGCGGCGCGAGGUCAGGGCCGGGGGAUGUUACUCCGGCUGGUGGGGGCGGCGGGCAGUCGGGCCCUGGCCUGGCCUUUCUUCAAGCUGUGGCAAUGUGGCGGAUGUGCAGGAAGCGGCGGGACAGUCUGGAGCAGCGUGCGGGCCUGUGGCAUUGUUCUGCAGGGUCGUCUGGGGAGAUGCUCGAAGCAGCUGGCUCUGCAGGGAAGACUGACUUCAUUUUCCCCGAGCCUGUACUCAAAACCUCCCAAAGGGUUUGAGAAGUUUUUUAAGAAUAAGAAGAACAGAAAAAGUGCAAGCCCAGGAAAUUCAGUAGCUCCAAACAAAGAGCCAAAGAAUUCUGGCCCUGGAGGAGAUGGAGGCCACAGAGGAGGGAAGGGAGAUGACUUCACCUGGUGGAAACGGAUGCAGAAGGGAGAGUUUCCUUGGGACGACAAAGACUUCCGGAGUCUGGCUGUUUUGGGAGCCGGUGUGGCCUCGGGAUUUUUGUAUUUCUAUUUCCGAGAUCCUGGAAAGGAGAUCACCUGGAAACACUUUGUGCAGUAUUACCUGGCCCGAGGUCUGGUGGAUCGGCUGGAGGUUGUGAACAAGCAGUUUGUUCGAGUCAUUCCAGUUCCUGGGACCACAUCUGAGAAGUUCGUGUGGUUUAACAUUGGUAGUGUUGACACCUUUGAACGGAACCUUGAGUCCGCCCAGUGGGAGCUGGGCGUUGAGCCCACCAACCAGGUCUCGGUGGUUUACACAACUGAGAGCGAUGGCACCCUUCUUAGAAGUCUCGUGCCCACUCUGGUCCUGGUCGGCAUCCUUCUCUAUGCUAUGAAGAGGGGUCCAAUGGGGACUGGCCGCGGUGGGCGAGGAGGAGGCCUCUUCAGUGUUGGCGAGACAACAGCCAAGAUCUUAAAGAACAACAUCGAUGUGCGGUUUGCAGAUGUGGCUGGCUGUGAAGAAGCCAAACUGGAAAUUAUGGAGUUUGUGAAUUUCCUGAAGAACCCAAAGCAGUAUCAGGAUUUAGGAGCCAAAAUCCCAAAGGGAGCAAUGCUCACUGGUCCUCCUGGUACUGGCAAAACACUUCUUGCAAAGGCAACUGCUGGGGAGGCCAAGGUGCCCUUCAUCACUGUGAAUGGGUCGGAGUUCCUGGAAAUGUUCGUUGGUGUUGGGCCAGCACGGGUUCGUGACAUGUUUGCGAUGGCUCGAAAACACGCUCCUUGUAUUUUAUUCAUUGAUGAGAUUGAUGCAAUUGGCAGGAAGCGAGGCCGUGGCCACCUGGGAGGCCAGAGUGAGCAGGAAAACACAUUAAACCAGAUGCUUGUAGAGAUGGAUGGGUUCAACUCUACCACUAAUGUGGUAGUGUUAGCCGGCACCAAUCGCCCUGAUAUCCUUGACCCAGCCCUGACACGGCCUGGCCGGUUUGACCGCCAGAUCUACAUCGGCCCCCCUGAUAUCAAAGGCAGGUCCUCUAUCUUCAAGGUCCACUUGCGUCCACUCAAGCUGGAUGAAAACCUCACCAGGGACGCUCUUUCGAGGAAGCUGGCAGCUCUAACUCCAGGCUUCACUGGUGCUGACAUUUCCAACGUGUGCAAUGAAGCAGCCCUGAUUGCUGCCCGCCAUCUCAGCCCCUCUGUCCAGGAGCGGCACUUUGAGCAAGCCAUCGAGAGGGUCAUUGGAGGCCUUGAGAAGAAGACCCAGGUCCUACAACCCAGUGAAAAGACAACUGUAGCCUACCACGAGGCGGGGCACGCAGUGGUGGGCUGGUUCUUGGAGCAUGCAGACCCUCUGCUGAAGGUAUCCAUCAUACCUCGGGGCAAGGGGCUGGGCUAUGCGCAGUACCUUCCCCGUGAGCAGUACCUCUACACCCGCGAGCAGCUCUUCGACCGCAUGUGCAUGAUGCUGGGGGGCAGGGUGGCCGAGCAGCUGUUCUUUGGUCAGAUCACCACAGGGGCUCAGGAUGAUCUGAGGAAGGUCACCCAGAGUGCCUAUGCCCAGAUUGUGCAGUUCGGAAUGAGUGAGAAACUGGGCCAGGUAUCCUUUGACCUCCCCAGACAAGGCGAGACCAUGGUGGAGAAGCCGUACAGUGAGGCCACUGCCCAGCUCAUUGAUGAAGAGGUGCGGUGCCUUGUCAGGUCUGCCUAUAAUCGGACCCUGGAGCUGCUUACACAGUGCCGGGAGCAGGUGGAGAAGGUUGGCAGGCGACUGCUGGAGAAAGAAGUGCUGGAGAAAGCCGACAUGAUAGAGCUCCUGGGCCCCCGGCCCUUUGCAGAGAAGUCCACCUAUGAGGAAUUUGUAGAGGGCACCGGCAGUCUAGAGGAGGACACAUCCCUUCCUGAGGGGCUGAAAGACUGGAAUCAGGGGCGGGAGGAACAAGGCACUGAGCACCGCUUGCAGGAGAGCCCUGCGUAGCCUGUGGCCAUCAGUGGUGGCUGUGACCACUGAUGACUGGGAGCUGCUCAGCCUUGGCAGAGCAGUGUCAGAGUAACUGAAAAACCAAUUAAAACAGGUGACAACUGCAAACAGACGUUUCAGAGAAGCCCAUUCAAAACCCACAGAAAGGAAGAUAGGACCUGGCAUCCAGCCGGGAAGAUAGCUGAGGGAGCAAAGGUGUGGCCUGAGACCAUAGGCCCUGGACCUGGAGGCGGCCAGUUCAGACAGGAGAGGAAGCUGGACUCUGGCUUCUGUGAAGCCCUGAGUGAUGUCUGUUGUGGGGAUUCCAUGGGUAGAGCCAUGAGGAGCUCCAUCGUGCUUUCAGUAGACACAACCUGUUUAGUUCCCAGGUGUGCCUCUCACAGCUUGUCUCUGAGGUAACUGCUCAUGGGACGAGCCUUGACCCAGCACAGAUAAAGUUUGGUGAAGACGUAAAGAAAAAUGCAAGCUAAGUGACAAAGGAAGGCCAGUCCGUAAGCUAACUGACCAGUCCUUAGGAAGGAAAGCCAGCACACCAGCGGUGUGUGGUUGAGCACAGGGAGCGUGGCCAUCCCGGCCUGGGGCAGCAUCAGAAAUUGUUUCGUCAGUCAGACCUGGCGUCUAGCCUUAGGAUUAGUCUGCCUCACUGAUGGAGCGUCCAUCUUAACAACAGUCCUUUCUCUCUCCAGCAUCCAUGCACCCCUCCCCCUUUUUUGAACCAUGGAAGGGUUGUUUUGGGUUGAGCCCUCUGGCUCAGCUGAGUGCAUACCAGCCCUGUUGUUCUAGGUCAGCUCUUGAGUAAAGGAAGCGCUUUGUGAACUCCAA
Messenger RNA from Rattus rattus (black rat), 3247 nucleotides. Its product is annotated as AFG3-like protein 1. Lineage: Eukaryota; Metazoa; Chordata; Mammalia; Rodentia; Muridae. The coding region runs from base 53 to 2422 and encodes 789 amino acids. The record is from RefSeq and is a predicted model, not a curated record. Gene Ontology annotation, cellular component: membrane; m-AAA complex. Gene Ontology annotation, biological process: protein-containing complex assembly; mitochondrial protein processing. The transcript has 17 exons. Gene Ontology annotation, molecular function: ATP-dependent peptidase activity; zinc ion binding; ATP binding.